AUGCCGAAAUAUUGUGUCGAGUUUAUAGCGGAUGUUUGCACAUUCCCCUCACAAGACGAUUCGGAUAGCAUUGAUUCAAGGGAAGAGCAAGAACCACUGACUGUAAAUCCACUUGGAGAAUUAGAUCGGGACAUUCGUUUGACACCGUUUGUUGUUGCGGACCAGAAGUGCACUUCAUUCUCGACCCAGAACAAGGUGAAAUCCAGUUCACAUACCACUUCUCCUUUACCAUCCUCGACUGUAAAUUCCGUUUGUCACUGUUCACGUAAUUCUCAUCUGGUCACAUUUGAUGUCAAUUUUGGAAAUUCCCAUGUAACCUCCAUGGGGAACACCGUAUGCUGUCUGACGGAUGGUAAAACAUCCAUGUGGGAUGAGUCAGAACAUGCCACGACCAAUUUUAACCGUUACUCCCAUGAUGCUGUCCCUGUUCAUCGAACUUUCGUGAUUUCUCGUGCUGUGCAAUGUGGUAGUGGCUCCAUUACCGAGCCGACAAUGCACAAUAAUCACAGUUAUCAUGAUACUCUGAUGCUUGAUUCAAGAAACGAGACAUUCUGCCAACCAGAAGGUGAAAAAUCUGCCUAUUGUUCUCGAAAUCAAAAACACUUGAGUUUUGCCCUAUGCGAUGAAGAUAUGCAAAGUAAACCAAGUGAUUUGAAACAGAAUGCCCGUUUGUUAACCUCUGUCACAUCCAAUUCGGAAAUGUCUGUCGACGUCAGUUCCCUGUCUGCCCAAAGAUGCUCCAGCGUGACACCACCACCACCACCAGAAGCAGCUAAGAAUUCAAUCAAUUAUACUUUGGACGCGGAUGCAAAUGCGAUGCAAUCCAGUGCGAUAUUACUUGAGGAUGAUAUGGAUAGUUUGUCGGCGACCAUAUCCGGUGGAUCAACCACCAAUUUCCGCGAGAAUUCCAAACGACAUCGACAACGUCCGGCUCCAUACACAAAGCCCAGACGAAAACCCUCGGGUCAAACCAAAACCGUAAAGCAUUUGAACAGCACUUUAGCCUUGGAGCGACUUAAUUAUAAACAUAGAAAUCAACGAAGACGUCACACAAGUCUGUAUCCGAUACUUGGUGUGUCCGCGUUUGGUGACAGUCUCCUCGGGAAAUCCCCGGUGACGUUCCUACAAAAACCUGUUACAACGGAAUCCGCUGAACAAUGCAUGCUUGCACCAUUUACGGCAUUCAAGUUAAACAAAACCCAGACAGAAAUACGCGAGAACAAGCUGCCCGGGACAAACUGCAAAGAAUUCGAGGAACAUUCAGUGAUCAUGCACUCUUCCAGCACGCUAGAAGAAACAUCAUCCGUCAGUUCUUUGGAACAACCCCAGACAGUCAGAUUUAUCGCUUCCCAUCCUGAUCAUGUUGAACAUCGAAAACGAUUGGACCAUGUACUGAUGUCCGAUAAAAUUUCAAAUAGGUCAACUGAAAAAACGACCGCAAACGUAACUAAUGAUCACAAACAGCCCCAACGUUUUCUUGAAGACACAAGUCCUAGGUCACAAUCCACCCAUUUAACCAUAGCCAAUGAAAAUGGUUUGAAUGUAAAAGCCACCCCGGGGGUGAACACACAGAAUGAUCAAAAAGAUAGAGUGGGUUCUGCUGGUGAGUUAAAAAAACAAACCUGCCAACGCAGAGGUUGCUUCAAACUUGACGAUUCACCAAAUCUGAAGUCAAGUCUAGUACGAUCCGGACUAGCUACACCUGUCGAUAUGCAUGCAACGAAUUCCUCACAUAUUCCACGAACCAUAAAAAAGCAGCGCGCUCUGAGUGAAUCACGAAUUCCGACGACCCAGAAACGUUACCCAUCAUCAUUUCAAAUCGCUAUCGCAGACAACCGAUUGCAGAAUGUGACAUUAGACGAACGAAUAAAAACCGAAGAAGAUCAGGAAAAAAUGAAUACACCCAAUCAACCAGAAGUAGCUAUGAACGAAUCGGUUCCUGUAACGGAAAAUCCAGUUCAAUUUACGGGGCCAAAUGUAAAAGAUUCUUCUCUAACUCAAACAUCCGCUGAGCAGGAACCGACUCAAACGUUAAACAUGAAGGUGAAACCAACAAAUCUACGACUUAGUCGAUCCUUAGAGCGCACCACAUCAGUGGUGGAUGCCUUAGACUCUAAUAAUAUUAAGCCGCGCAAAAGACAUGAAUCUUUUUCUGCAAUUCCUGAAAUAAAGAAAAAUGAUGGAUUGUUUAUUCCUUUGAAAGCUCAACUAAACUCACAGGCUAAACUUCAGCUACCUAAAGAUGCAGGUUUUCAACCGCCCUGGGACCAUAAAUCAACACAAGCUGAAACUGUAUCCAACGUGUCUUCUUGUAUGGAACUACACCAUCAAGGAUCUAAGCCAACCGUAACGCGCAGUAGUCGACAAUCGACCCUGCUGAAACGCAACUCGGCACCGAUAUCCCUCAAACUACCCCAACCCAUUCCGGCCAAUGUACCAACCAAGAUUACAACUAAACCCUCUCCCGUGAUCUCACCUACCGUCUCCAUUUCGAUCGCAAGACGUCGUUCCAACGAGAGUGUUCUCUCCGUCCCAUUGCAUAUCUAUACCCCACAGAGCCGCAAUCGUGGCAAAUUAGUUCGACAUAAAUUUUUCAUUCCAGAAACUGCGAACAUAGAAGCAAUUCUGGCCGAUCCGGAUGACCGCAGAAUUAAGGCGAUCUGUGAAAGGUACAAAUGCGAUAUGGAAAUCUAUUCCAAACUACCCUGGUGUGGAUUUUUACAAUAUAUCAUUGUUUUGGCCGCUCGCGAUACAGCCACUCUGCGACGAUGUGCACGCACGUUGGAUUGUCGACUGAACUGGUGUUUGACUGCCCAAAUCCGGUAG
Molecule: messenger RNA, 2826 nt
Organism: Echinostoma caproni
Lineage: Eukaryota; Metazoa; Platyhelminthes; Trematoda; Plagiorchiida; Echinostomatidae
Source: the annotation of a GenBank genome assembly